GAACAAAUUCCAUCUCAAGCAUUUGGGUGCCCCAUCCUUAGGUCAUAAGGAAAGAGUUGUGUUCUCCGCGUUUUGUCAGUCCCACAUCCUCUCGUCACUUUUUCACGCGUCAACUCCGCGUCUCGAACGUUCGAAACUCUGUCACACAGUCUAAAGGACCUACUAUGUUCUGCAUUCUCAUGAUGGCGUCGCCCUCGGCCGACGGGAAGCCUGCAAUUUUGAAACCUGCCGACCGGGCUGACAUGCAUCGUGGAUCGUAGCGGACCUGACACGUUCUGUGCAGCAAAGCCCGCGAACUGUUGCAAAUAUGCGACGAACUUCUCAUGCGUUGCCGAGAUUGCCAUCAGAUAGGUCGAUGUUCAUCCUUGUGGCUCACCGAGACCGUCGCAGCUUUACUUGGUCGUUGAAUCGGACCGUUGAAUACUCACAUCGACUUGCUCCAUCAUGCGAAGCACUUCGCAAGCAUCACUCUCUUACCAUUAUUUGGUGUUGCGCUGACGCCCGCCGUCACCGAAAGCUCUCCAGCAGAAUGAAUUCCUCUGUUCAUGCAGGCAACAGAAGUUCACUGACCACUACCAUAACUGCUGCAGAUCAACCUCAAGCUGUUUUGUUAUAUCCAACGGGUCAGCCUACGAUCAAUAAUAUUGACGAUGUGCAGGUCACAUACGACACUGUGUGGGAGAAUGCUAACCUCACUCUAUUCUGUGGAAUCAAUGAGAACAGGAACGAAUGGACUGUGGCGAAGAUUCGACUCUUCGAGCCCAGCGGCGCUAUUGCCAUCGCACCGAUUCACGCCGGGAUGGCGAUUUCCCAUUUUCCAGUGUCUUGUAAUAUGUUGCUGUACGAUGCGUCCAAUCGCUCAGAUUUCAAGACUGGAGGCGCUUUCACAAUGAUCAGCACCCAAGGAGUUGUUUCGACAUUCGCUAUGACUAUCUCGACCGCAAUUACUCCGUUGACAACAAAAGCACAGUCAGAGCCUACCUCAGAAUCAUUAGGUGCGGCCGACAAGAGCAGCCUCAGCACUUCGCUAUCUGCGACUACCUCAGCGACGACCGCGAUGGUCGCGUCAACAGCAGGACGAACAUCAGCAUCAUCGGCCGCAUCGGCUACUUCUGGGCUAAGCGGUGGUGCCAGAGCCGGGAUUGCUGUUGGUGCGAUUAUUGGUGUCUUCGCAAUGAUCGCAACGACAUUCUUUCUUUUUCGCUUGAAACAUAGAACGAAUCGGGCAGGGACUAUGGUGCAUGCAGGCAUGACAGCGUCCGCCGUGACUGGACCUUCGUCCAAAAAAGUCAUCACCCCAAUCUUAGUCACGACAACCAGAUUACGAUCCCCCAGCGCUGGAGGCCGCGUGACGGUAUUCAAGAUCGGACAGCACAAUCGGCGGCAUUCUGAGGACUGGAGGCGAUUCUUUGGUAACGGUAACAUUUCUUCAGCCACAAAACCGGUGCCGGCUUGAUGUGGUUUCAACCCCACGCACAGAUCUUAGGCAGAUGACAUGAGCAACACUUUCUGCGAAUGGGAUGAGCCUACUGAUGAUACUG
Molecule: messenger RNA, 1541 nt
Organism: Exophiala viscosa
Lineage: Eukaryota; Fungi; Ascomycota; Eurotiomycetes; Chaetothyriales; Herpotrichiellaceae
Exons: 2
Coding region: 308-1456 (382 amino acids)
Source: RefSeq, a predicted model, not a curated record